AUGGAGCGUCCACCUUUGACCCUCGGGAAGCUCAGCCCGGCCCCAGAAACCCACACAGGGAAGCACAACAGGGCGCCUUGUGCAUCCUUUCCCUUCUCAUCCCUUCUUUUCUGUGUUGCUCUUGUAGAGAGCCUGAUGAACACCAAGUUAGAGACGGCAGACCUGCAAUGGACAACGUACCCGCCAGAUGGCCAGUGGGAAGAGCUCAGCGGACUGGACGAGGAGCAGAACAGCGUGCGGACCUUCGAGGUGUGCGGCGUCCGGGAGCCCAACCAGAACAACUGGCUGCGGACCACCUUUGUCCCCCGCUCGGGGGCCACCCACGUCUACGCCGAGCUCCGCUUCACGGUGGUGGAGUGCUUCUCCAUCCCGAAGGUCACCCGCGCCUGCAAGGAGACCUUCAACGUCUUCUUCUACGAGGCUGACAGCGACCUGGCCUCGGCCACCUUCCCCCCGUGGAUGGAGAACCCUUACGUGAAGGUGGACACGGUGGCCGCCGAGCACCUGACCCGGAAGCGGGUCGGGAUGGAGGCCUCCGGCAAAGUCAACAUCAAGACCCUCAAAAUCGGGCCCCUCUCCAAGGCCGGCUUCUACCUGGCGUUCCAGGACCAAGGGGCCUGCAUGGCUCUCCUCUCCGUCCGGCUCUUCUACCAAAAGUGCCCCUCGGUCACCAUCAACUUCACCCUCUUCCAAGAGACGGUCCCUAAGGAACUGGUCAUGCCGGUCACCGGGCAGUGCGUGCCCCACGCCGUCAAGGUCAGCUCCCGCCCACUGAGCAUGUACUGCCGGGAGGACGGUCAGUGGGCCGAGCAAACCAUCACCGACUGCACCUGUGCCCCCGGCUAUGAGCCGUCCGAGGAGAACACCAAAUGCCGAGCCUGUGCGGUCGGCAUGUUCAAACCCACCCAGGGCGAAGGGUCUUGCCAGAACUGCCCCUCGUUCAGCAACUCGCAGUCUCCGGGGUCCAGCGAGUGUUCGUGUCGUGUCGGAUUCUACCGGACGGAGAAGGAUCCUGUGACCAAACCAUGCACCACGAUACCCUCUGCCCCGCGCAGCAUCGUAGCCAAGAUCAACGGCUCGGUGGCUGUCUUGGAGUGGAGCGAGCCCUUGGAGAACGGUGGCCGAGACGACGUGGCCUACCACGUCCUCUGCAUGGAGUGUUCCGAGAGGCAGGGCUGCCGGCUUUGCAACCGCCUGGUCUACGCCCCGAGAGCCCGAGGCCUGGUGGACCGCACGGUCACCGUAGAGGGCCUCCAGCCGUACAUCACCUACUCCUUCCAGAUCCAGUCCGUCAACGGCGUCUCGGAGCUGAGCCACAACCUGCCGCAUUCGGAGUCCGUCAACAUCACGACCAACAAAGACGUCCCCCAGCCUGUUUCUGAGAUCCAGCAAAUAUUGAUCAACCGCAGUGGGAUGACCCUGGUGUGGCCCCCCACCCAGCCACCGACAGGCAACAUCUUGGACUAUGAAGUGAAAUACUAUGAGAAGGGUGUCGGAGGACCCAUGUUUGUGAAGACGGUCGAGAACCGGGUGACCCUCACCAGUUUGCGUCAGGGGACGGUGUACGGCGUCCAGGUUCGGGCCCGCUCCGAGGCCGGCUACGGCGGAUUCGGUCCCGAAAAGGCCUUCAAAACGGAAGACAGUGAGACAGACGGCAGCGCUGAGAAGUUAGCGCUCAUUGUUGGCACGGCUGCUUUGGGAACGCUCCUGGUCCUCGCGGUGGUCAUUGUUGCCAUUGUCUGCCUCCGGCGCCAGGGCUCCUCGAGAUCACGCGAGCCAGAAUACUCGGACAAGCCUGGCCAGUACCUGAUCGGGCACGGCACCAAAGUCUACAUUGACCCGUUCACCUACGAGGACCCAAACGAGGCGGUGCGGGAGUUUGCCAAAGAAAUCGACGUCUCCUACGUGAAAAUUGAGGAGGUCAUUGGUGCAGGGGAGUUUGGCGAAGUCUGUCGGGGUCUCCUGAAGGUGCCGGGGAAAAAGGAAAUCUACGUGGCCAUCAAGACCCUGAAAGGGGGCUACACGGAGAAGCAGCGCCGGGAAUUCCUGAGCGAGGCCAGCAUCAUGGGCCAGUUUGAGCACCCCAACAUCAUCCGCCUCGACGGGGUCAUCACCAACAGCGUGCCGGUCAUGAUCAUCACCGAAUUCAUGGAGAACGGGGCUCUCGACUCCUUCCUCCGGCUGAACGACGGCCAGUUCACACCCAUCCAGCUGGUGGGGAUGCUCCGUGGGAUCGCCUCAGGCAUGCGCUACCUCUCGGACAUGAGCUACGUGCACCGAGACCUGGCCGCCCGGAACAUCCUGGUCAACAGCAACCUCGUCUGCAAAGUCUCGGAUUUUGGACUGUCCCGCUUCCUCGAAGAGAACUCGUCUGACCCCACCUACACCAGCUCCCUGGGCGGGAAGAUCCCGAUUCGGUGGACGGCCCCCGAGGCCAUCGCCUUCCGCAAAUUCACCUCUGCCAGCGACGUCUGGAGUUACGGCAUCGUGAUGUGGGAAGUGAUGUCAUUCGGAGAGAGGCCGUACUGGGACAUGUCUAACCAGGAUGUGAGUGGUCGCCCUCCACCAUUCAAUCGGCUCCCGCCCCCCACAGACUGCCCCACAUCCCUCCAUCAGCUGAUGCUCGACUGUUGGCAGAAGGACCGGAACGCACGGCCCCGAUUCGCCCAGAUUGUCAACUCCUUGGACAAGCUGAUCCGGAACCCCGCCAGCCUCAAAAUCGUCUCGCGGGGAAAUGGAGGGCCGUCCCACCCACUGCUGGACCAGCGCCUCCCCCACUAUUCCUCCUUCGGCUCCGUCAGCGACUGGCUACGAGCCAUCAAAAUGGGCCGCUACGAAGAGAAUUUCACCAAUGCCGGGUUCACCUCCUUUGAGCUGGUCAGCCAGCUGUCAACCGAGGAUCUGCUUCGAAUUGGAGUGACUUUGGCCGGUCACCAAAAGAAGAUAUUGUCCAGCGUCCAGAAUAUGCGUGUCCAGAACAAAGCCGGGCCGUCCGUGGCGGGAGCCAAAGGGGGACAUUACUGACUCGAAAUGCAGCAAUGGGACGUGGAGGGAACGUAAUCCUUGGUUUUGAUAACCUUUCUUCCCCAUCCGGCUCUCUGCAAAAGAGGAAUCAAGUUGUGAAACCAGCUGCUUCUCUUGGGACGUCAGAGGCCUCCGGAUCCACGCCUGCUCCCUUUUUUCCCCCUUGUUUUGGAACAAAAUAAUCAAGUCUCCUCAACAUAGUUUUGUAUUAUUGGGAUUUUGUUUUCCUGUGUUUUUCUCCUUAUUUUCUUUUUCUGGAAGGGUUGCAAGGAUAUUUAACUCCUAAGACUAUGUGACAAAGAGGGUGGAUUAUUUUGCUCUUCUAGUUCCAUUAUCCUUUAAGGCUGGGGGCUUCUUCGUUAAGGGCCAGAUCUUUUUGGCCCCUGCUCAGGACGGCUGCCCUCUUCGGUACCGGCAAAGAGGGCUGCCCGGUCCUCGGGCGUUCUCCAUCCAUCUCCUCGGCCCCGGGUCGUGGACUUCUUGCAAAGCAUCUCAGCCUUGACGUGGACGCUUCCUUUUCGUUCCAGACCUUCAGAAAAGGAGGAAGGACAGAGAGGGCCAGACAUUGUUUCCCAAAUUCCCGGACAGAUGGCUCUGUCCCAGCAUGGCAGCCCAUUCGCUCCUCGGUGGAAGGCUGCCCUUCUCGUUCUAGAUCCCGGGAGGGCUACUCCGAGGGGUGGACUUUUGAGUUUAAAGGACCCUGACUCGGAAAAGAAAACAGCAUUCUGCCUGAAGAGAUACCAAACUCUCUGUGAAAACUCAGCGUAGCCACUACAUUUUGGAGGUUGGAAGCCCUCCGUAGUCUGCUGCCAUUUUAUACAUACCUAUAUAUAUAUUUUUUAUUUUUUUUUAACCUUCGCCUCUUUCUAAAAAUUGUGCUCUGUUGGAGGACACAUACGGGAUAAUCACCAGGGGCCUUAUAAAACAUGUUUUCGUACCUGAUGAGAGGUGCAUAGGGACUCUUGUCUGCUGAACCCCAGGAAUGACCCGCCCUGCGGCCAUCAGGGGAAAAGGCUGGGGCUUCGUGUACAUUUCGGGCGGACCCACUGUCUAAUAGCCAAAGAAUGACAUGCAUGUGGUGUUGCACAACAGUGGGACUUGGUGGGUAAUGAUGUCAUUGCUGAGGAUGAUGUCAUAUCCAUGUCAAGCCAAGAGGGGGCAACUGUAUGGUGACGGCGUAAUUUCUGCCCAUACGGGCAGGAUGAACGAUUGUGAGGAUACGUAACUGUAUGACAAUCAAAAAAACCAACAACUGUGCACUUUCUGAUGAUGUCAUUGUGAUGAUGUCACGGGGAGAAAGUGAGAACUUUGGAUCUCAGAUAGAGCUUACCGUUGCCUUCAUUGGCCCAAAGUUUGGAGAAUCUUAAGGGAAUCCUGGACACGGGAAUAUGAUGUCAUCCUGACAGCAAAACCAUGUGCCUCUGGAUAAAGUGGGUGCUCAUGAUGAUGUCAUAGGUAAUGGGUCUGUGAUGUCAUAAGCAAGCCCCACUUCUUUUUUGUAUCAUUCCUUUAACCUUCAUAUUGAAGGCGGUAAUGUUGCUUUUUAUUAAAAAAUGUAUCUUGUAA
Pogona vitticeps (central bearded dragon) is the source of this 4590-nucleotide messenger RNA. The record is from RefSeq and is a predicted model, not a curated record. NCBI's taxonomy places the organism in Eukaryota, Metazoa, Chordata, Lepidosauria, Squamata, Agamidae.